UGCAUCUCUGUUCAUGUUGGCCAGGCUGGAGUUCAGAUUGGCAAUGCAUGCUGGGAACUUUUCUGUCUGGAACAUGGCAUUCAGCCAGAUGGCACCUUCAAGAAUCAGUCCAACAAGGUCAACGAUGAUGACUCCUUUGCCACAUUUUUCAGAGAGACAGGCACAGGAAAACAUGUGCCACGGGCUAUUAUGGUAGACUUGGAGCAAACUGUAGUAGAUGAAGUGCGGACUGGCACUUACCGGAAGCUUUUCCAUCCAGAACAGCUGAUCACUGGAAAGGAGGAUGCAGCUAAUAACUAUGCCCGUGGUCACUAUACCAUUGGCAAAGACAGAAUUGACUUGGCAUUAGAUCGUAUCCGUAAACUGACCGAUGCCUGUUCUGGGCUACAGGGAUUCCUGAUUUUCCACAGCUUUGGUGGGGGCACUGGCUCUGGCUUCACCUCCUUGUUGAUGGAACGCCUCUCCCUGGAUUAUGGCAAGAAGUCCAAACUGGAGUUUGCCAUCUACCCAGCCCCUCAAGUCUCCACUGCCGUAGUGGAGCCGUACAACUCCAUCCUGACCACCCACACCACCCUGGAGCAUUCAGACUGCGCCUUCAUGGUGGACAACGAGGCCAUCUAUGACAUCUGCCGUCGCAACUUGGACAUUGAGCGCCCCACUUACACCAACCUUAACCGUCUCAUCAGCCAGAUAGUCUCAUCAAUCACUGCCUCUCUGCGCUUCGAUGGUGCCCUCAAUGUGGAUCUGACAGAGUUUCAGACCAACCUGGUGCCCUACCCUCGCAUCCACUUCCCCCUGAUGACAUAUGCACCCAUUAUCUCCUCCGAGAGAGCCUACCACGAGCAGCUGUCAGUGGCAGAAAUCACCAGUUCCUGCUUUGAACCCAACAACCAGAUGGUGAAGUGUGAUCCACGUCAUGGAAAAUACAUGGCCUGCUGCAUGCUGUACCGCGGUGACGUGGUCCCCAAAGAUGUCAACGUAGCUAUUGCUGCCAUCAAGACCAAGAGAACUAUCCAGUUUGUGGACUGGUGUCCAACAGGCUUCAAGGUUGGAAUCAAUUACCAGCCUCCCACAAUAACACCCGGAGGAGACCUGGCCCAAGUGGAACGUGCUGUCUGCAUGCUAAGCAACACCACAGCCAUCGCUGAGGCCUGGGCAAGGUUGGACCACAAGUUUGAUCUGAUGUAUGCCAAGAGGGCAUUUGUGCACUGGUAUGUUGGUGAAGGCAUGGAGGAAGGGGAGUUUGUAGAGGCCCGAGAGGACUUGUCUGCACUGGAGAAGGACUAUGACGAAGUGGGAACAAACUCAUUUGGAGAAGAAAAUGACGGGGAGGAAUUUUGAAAUACACGUUGCCCCUUGCUGCACGCAGGAUUGUCUUUGUGUCUCUUUAUUGCAUGUGUCUGCAUUUCUGUUUGUUUUAUACACACAACAGUUCUCAUAGACUGAAUAUUACGAGGUCUAUGUUCCAAGAAUGCUCUUUCCUACCCCUCAAAUCACAGGACAAUGAUGAUAUGAGAUAUGUCCACCUGCUCCUAAAUCAUAAUUCCUAGGAAGACAACAAACCUUAGAUACUAUGCCAAUGCACCCUGGGAGAAAGUUUCUUUUUGAGCCGAGUCCCACUGUAUUAUAAUAUAAUAUUUACUAUAUUUUACUAAUCUAAGGAUUCACUCAUGCAUCUCCAAUAUCAUUAUUUGACAAGUUUUAUUUGUAAUAUUUGCUUUAAAAUGCUAUAUACAGUUGUGGCAGUGAGACUGUGAAAAGACAGAGGAUUGCUAUUGCAGGAACCAAUGUUACUGAGCAGCAAUGCUUAUCCAUAGGUUCAAAUUAGUUGGAAGAUAAGUCAAUAAAGCCUUCCUAGUUUACAAUGCUAUGAGACCCCUCAUACUAUUUCCUGCUCUUUCAAACAUUUGAUGUAGGACUCCUUGUUGUAGCUUUCUGAAAACUUUGUAAAUGCCUCGGAUAGGGCUUUUGCAAAUGACAAAAGGUCUGAUUUCUCCUUUAUAUUAAGUGCUCUUUAUACUGUUUUUGUGCUGUAAAGGGCCUUAAAGUUAGAUUUAUCCUCCCUUUUGGAUCCCUUAUUACACUAGAGCAUAAAAAAUAGCCUUAAUGUAAAGAAGAAUCAUGCCCAUGAUUUUUAAAUGUUCACGUAUUCGUUAUUAUCAACGUUAAAAAAAUAUGUCUGACACUAGUCUUCAUUCAUGAUCAUUUACAUGCAAAAUAAUAAAAGCGGUUUAACCUGAUGGAGUCAAAGCAAGAUGGCGUUUACAAAGGGGAAGCCACACUUCUCUAACCUAAGCGGAUUAACUGAAAAAGUUGGAUAGUAAAUAAACAACUAUUAAAACAAAUAAAUAACGAGAUUUUAAUCAUGACAUUGUCACUUCCCUCACGAUCAAUGGAUAGAAAACAGAGAUGUAGAAAGAGAUUAAUAGUGAAAGGCUUCAGGAUAUAUUUUUAGAAAUCAUGCACAAAAACAUUAAGGUUGCAAAGUUGACCACUCCAAAGUUAAGAAAUGCCAUAAUUAAGAUGGCCUGUGCUACCUGAAUUCAUCCCCCCUUGUCCAUAUGCAUUAUGAUACUGUCUUUAAUUACAUGAUCACAUCCUAUUUUUCCCACAGGGCCCCUGCCUCAUUCACUGCACAGGAUGGACAGUACUCACUUAAUGAGCAGUGUGACAGGGUCAGGCCAGAUGGCUACAGGAGAAGGCAGAUAUAUUAGCCCCAGGUUAAGUAGGUCCCUUUUCCCUGGGUAAGGUAACAGGGAAGGUUCCAGAACAAUCAGGAACUUUCUGGAAACAAUUAAGGCAGACAGGCUCAUUAGAACACCUGCAGCCAAUCAAGAAGCUGCCAGAAUCAAUUAAGACAGGCAGGGUGAUCAGGGCACGUAGGUUUAAAAAGGAGCUCACUUCAGUUUGUGGUGUGUGUGUGGGGAGCUGGGAGCAAGAGGUGCAAGAAGCUGAGAGUGAGCAGGCGUACUACUAGAAGACUGAGAAGUACAAGCUUUAUCAGACAUCAGGAGGAAGGUCCUGCAGUGAGAAUAAAGAAGAUGUUGGGAGGAGACCAUGAGGGAGUAACCCAGGGAAUUGUAGCUGUCAUGCAGCUGUUACAGGAGUCGCCAUAGACAGCUGCAAUCCACAGGGCCCUGGGCUGGAACUCGGAGUAGAGGGUGGGCCCGGGUUCCCCCCAUUCCUCCAUCUCCCUACUUGAUACCGGAGGAAUUGACCUGGACUGUGGGUUCCACCAGAGGGGAAGGUUUCUGGCCUGUUCCCUGAUCCACUAGGUGGAUCAGCAGAGACUGCGGGGAUUGUUCUUCUUCCUUUUCCCCAUGCUGGCCAGUGAUGAGGCUAACUGAGUGAACGGCAGAUUUGAGCCAUGAAAGUGGCCAAACUGAGGACUGCCAUGAACCUCUGAGGUGAGAAAAUCUGCCAAUAAGCGCAGGACCCACCAAGGCAGAGGAGGAACUUUGUCACAGCAGCUAUUCAAUAUUUUGUUUUCUCUUAAUUUUUUAAUGUGUGGUCCCUGGCCUUAUUUACUUAACAAUAUUAAACCCUCUUCUGAUGACAGAAUCAUUCAUUUCUUCAUGGGUUUUUCUCAUGCACUUAUCAUUGUAGUAUCAAAGUGCUUCACACAUUAAAUUAUUUUCACAACAACUGUGUGAAUUGAAGGGAUGGCAUAAUCCCUAUUUUACAGAUAGGAAACUGAGGCACAGAGUGAUUAAGCCAAAAGUUUCCACUAAUUUUGGAAGUCCAAUUUGAGAUGACCAGGACCUG
This is a messenger RNA of Caretta caretta (loggerhead turtle), 3765 nucleotides long. Its product is annotated as tubulin alpha-8 chain. Gene Ontology annotation, molecular function: GTP binding; structural constituent of cytoskeleton. Lineage: Eukaryota; Metazoa; Chordata; Testudines; Cheloniidae. The record is from RefSeq and is a predicted model, not a curated record. Gene Ontology annotation, cellular component: microtubule. Gene Ontology annotation, biological process: microtubule-based process.